AUGUCGAUAGUUAUUUCCUCGUACGAGGAACUUGAUUUACAAGAGACCUUUGGAAUUGAUUGUCAUUCACUUCAGGAUUUGGUAUCGAUUCCAAAGAACCCACAACGUCUAGAGGAAUUAGGAGGUAACCAUGGUUUAGCAGAAAAAUUGAGAACUUCCCUUGAAGAAGGUCUAUCAAAGCAUGCCAACACUGCCAAUUCACAUAGAAUAGAAAGAUUUUCGAAUAAUGUUUUACCAGAUCCACCUAUUGAUCCACUUUGGAAGAUGAUUGUGGAAGCUCUCAAGGAUGAAACAUUGAUUAUUCUUAUUAUUGCCGCGGUUGUUUCAAUUAUUUUAGGUUCUAUCGAUUACACUUCAGAAGAUCCUUCAACUGGUUGGAUUGAAGGUGUCGCCAUUUUGGUGGCUGUCGUCGUCGUCACUCUGGUAACUUCGAUCAACAACUACAAGAAUCAACAGCGUUUCUUAGAAUUGAACAAAAAGUCUGCCGAUAGAACUGUCAAGGUUGUUCGUGGAGGUGAACAAUGUAUCAUCUCUGUAUUCGAUGUGUUGGUUGGUGACAUCCUCAUGAUUGACACUGGUGACAUUGUAUGUGCAGACGGUGUCUUUGUUGAGGGUCACUCCAUCAUCUGUGAUGAGUCAUCUAUGACAGGAGAGUCUGAUCCAAUCAAAAAAGGUCACACCAAAGACAAGCUCGAUCCAUUCUUCAUCUCUGGAACAACCGUGCAAGAGGGUUUCGGUAAGAUGAUGGUCACAUCGGUCGGUGUCAAUUCCAUCAACGGAAAGAUUAUGAUGUCGCUCCGUACUGAGGUAGAAGACACUCCACUCCAAGAGAAGCUCGGACAACUCGCCGAUCGUAUUGGAAAGUUUGGUUUGAUUGCCGCCGGUUUGAUGUUGCUCAUCACCAUCCCAAAGUAUUUCAUCGAGCUCAAAGUCAACGAUAUUAAAAUCACAACCGACUGUAUCUCUGAUGUCACAAAGAUCGUUGUCGAUGCCAUCACCAUUGUUGUCGUCGCCGUGCCAGAAGGUCUUCCCCUGGCAGUCACUGUCGCACUGGCUUUCGGCAUGCUCAAGAUGUUCAAGGAAAACAACUUGGUGAGACACAUGGCGUCUUGCGAGACAAUGGGUAGCGCAACCACAAUUUGCUCCGACAAGACCGGUACUCUCACAACCAACCAAAUGACAGUGGUAAGCGGACACAUCGCCAGCUACAUCGAGCACGUCGACUACAACGUCAAAUAUAACAUCCCUCAACACAUUCACAGUAUCAUAACCGAUGGAAUUUGCAUCAACUCCAACGCCUACGAGGGAAUUUCGCCAAAGGGACGUACUGAAUUUAUUGGAUCCAAGACAGAGUGUGCAUUGCUCAAGUUUGCUCAGGUGUUUGGUGCCGACUACCAAGCUGCCAGAGCCACCGCCAACAUCAAGAAACUCUACCCUUUCACCUCUGCCAAAAAGAAGAUGGGUGUCCUCAUCCAACAGGAAAAUGGACACUAUCGUCUCUACACAAAGGGUGCCUCUGAGAUUAUUCUCUCGCAAUGCACCACCUACUUUGACAAGGAAGGACAAAUCAAGCCAAUGACUGAAGAGGUUAAGCAAAUGUUUGAACAAACCAUCUUCAAAUUUGCAUCGGAUACUCUCAGAACUAUCGGUCUUGCCUACGCCGACUACGAUCCAGAACAAUACAACUUGGAUGGCGACGAACCAACCACUGGACUCUGUUUCAUUGGUCUCGUUGGAAUUCGUGAUCCAAUUCGUGCGGAAGUACCAAAAGCAGUUGCUCAAUUCCAACAAGCCGGUGUUGUUGUUCGUAUGGUAACUGGUGACAACAUUGUCACCGCCGAAAACAUUGCCAAACGUUGUGGUAUUCUCACCAAAGGUGGAAUCUGUAUGGAGGGAACUGAAUUCAGAAGGAUGCCAGACAAGGAAGUCGAGGCAAUUCUCCCACGUCUCCAAGUGCUCGCUCGUUCAUCGCCACUCGACAAGCGUAGACUUGUCCAACUCCUGAAGGAUAGCGGUGAGGUUGUUGCGGUCACUGGUGACGGUACCAACGACGGUCCCGCUCUCAAGUUGGCACACGUCGGUUUCUCAAUGGGUGUCACCGGAACUGAGGUCGCCAUUGCUGCAUCGGACGUCGUGCUUCUCGACGACAAUUUCGCAUCGAUUUUGACCAUCAACAUUGUCGCCGUUAUCGUCGCUUUUGUUGGAAACAUCUACGGUAGCGGAAAGUCGCCACUCACCGGUAUCCAGCUUCUCUGGAUCAAUUUGAUUAUGGACACUCUGGCUGCACUUGCACUGGCAACCGAUCCACCCAGCGACAGUCUUCUCAACCGUCCACCACACGGUAAGGACGCUCCACUUAUUUCGCGUACCAUGUGGAGAGACAUUCUCGGACAAGCCGCCUUCCAACUGGCAAUCCAAUUCCUCUUGCUCUACCUCGGUUGCGACUUUUACAACAUGAUACUCGAUGGUGGCAUCAAGAAGGAUUCCGUCAGACAUUACACUAUCAUUUUCAACACUUUCGUAUUCCUUCAAGUAUUCAAUGAAAUCAAUGCAAGAGUUUUGGGUAAUGAUUUGAAUCCAUUUAAACGUAUUUUCACAAAUCCAAUCUAUGUUAUUAUCUGGUUCGCUACAAUUGGUAUUCAAAUUUUGUUUGUAACAUUCGGUGGAACUGCAACUUCGACCACUCCAUUGACUCUUGGAGAAUGGGGAUUAUGUGUAGCCACUGGUUUCAUUUCAUUGCCUUUGGGAUUCCUUUUACGUCUCAUCCCAAUCAAGAAUGCUCGUGUCGAAAGAAAGAGAGUCGAAGACAUUGAAGAAGCACAAGAAAACACACCAAUCUUUAAAAAGACAGAGAGAUACGUAUAA
This is a messenger RNA of Heterostelium album PN500, 2865 nucleotides long. RefSeq lists its product as uncharacterized. The coding region runs from base 1 to 2865 and encodes 954 amino acids. The transcript is spliced from 4 exons. Gene Ontology annotation, cellular component: membrane; intracellular membrane-bounded organelle. Gene Ontology annotation, molecular function: ATP binding; ATP hydrolysis activity; P-type calcium transporter activity. Gene Ontology annotation, biological process: calcium ion transmembrane transport. Lineage: Eukaryota; Evosea; Eumycetozoa; Acytosteliales; Acytosteliaceae. The record is from RefSeq and is a predicted model, not a curated record.